Pseudoliparis swirei is the source of this 2298-nucleotide messenger RNA. It is a transcript of the gene slc35e3, whose product is annotated as solute carrier family 35 member E3. Gene Ontology annotation, cellular component: Golgi apparatus. NCBI's taxonomy places the organism in Eukaryota, Metazoa, Chordata, Actinopteri, Perciformes, Liparidae. Bases 263 to 1198 code for a protein of 311 amino acids. The record is from RefSeq and is a predicted model, not a curated record. The transcript has 8 exons. Gene Ontology annotation, molecular function: nucleotide-sugar transmembrane transporter activity; antiporter activity.
UCGUAGCCCAGAAAUCAACGACAAUAUACUACAAGUGUGUUGGGGGGGGGAGGCACCAGACAUGAUCCAGGACCGUCACGUCAUCGGAGCUUUUAAAUCCGGGGUUUGGCGCUCCGACGGCCGGGGAAGAGAGACGCCGACUCGCGGGGCGGGUGUCAGUUUGUUGUAGAAGAAGAAGACACGGAGAGGGAGUCACGAGGAAAGAUGGAGACCCAAGCAGCGUGAACCAAGUUCAACAAAGCUCGACUUUGAGUCGGACGCCAUGACGCUGCUUAAUCUAUCGGCCAACCGGCGCAUCGCCGCCGGCCUGCUGGUCAACCUGCUGUCCUCCAUCUGCAUCGUCUUCAUCAACAAGUGGAUCUACGUCCACUACGGCUUCCCCAACAUGACGCUGACCCUCGUUCACUUCGGGGUCACCUACCUGGGACUCUACAUCUGUCAGAAAAUGGACAUUUUCGCCCCGAAAAGCCUCCCGGUGCGCCGGGUCGUGUGGCUGGCGCUGAGCUUCUGUGGGUUCGUGGCCUUCACCAACCUCUCCCUGCAGAACAACUCGAUAGGGACGUACCAGCUGGCCAAAGCCAUGACGACGCCCGUCAUCAUCCUCAUCCAGACCACCUACUACAAGAAGACCUUCUCCACCAAGAUUAAGCUCACACUGGUGCCCAUCACAUUGGGGGUGUUGUUGAACUCGUACUUCGACGUGAGGUUCAACCUGCUGGGGACGGUGUUCGCGUCGCUGGGAGUGCUGGUGACGUCGCUUUACCAAGUGUGGGUGGGGGCUAAACAACACGAGCUGCAGGUGAACUCUAUGCAGCUUCUGUACUAUCAGGCUCCUCUGUCGUCGGGCUUCCUGCUCUGCGUUGUUCCUCUGUUUGAGCCGCUGACUGGAGACCACGGCAUCUUUGGACCCUGGUCUCUUCCUGCUCUGAUGACGGUGCUGUUCUCGGGCGUGGUGGCGUUCCUGGUCAACCUGUCCAUCUACUGGAUCAUUGGAAACACCUCGGCCGUCACCUACAACAUGUUCGGGCAUUUCAAGUUCUGCAUCACUCUGGUCGGAGGGUACCUGCUCUUCCAUGACCCGCUGUCCCUCAACCAGGCUCUGGGGAUCCUCUGCACUCUGGCCGGUAUCCUGUCUUACACUCACUUCAAGCUGGCCGAGCAGGAGGAGGGGAAGAGCCGCCUUGCUCAAAGGCCAUAGGCCGACUCGCCUGUUAAUCAAAUGCUCAGACUCCGGCAAUUGGCCGACGACUGCAGAGACUUCUUUAUAUGUAUUUUUUUAUCUUAUUAUGAGUAUAUUUUUUAGGAGAGUACAUUUUUUUCAUCGCAUUCUCCGGACAUUUUAACAUUUCAUCUCAUCAACACUGAUGUUUAUGUCUUUUGAGGUCAGCUGACAACUCCAUCUUUGUUUUUAUCUUAAUAUUUAUACCGUUUUUUUAUUCCCACAAAAACUCCUUUUAAUGAUCCUCUACAGUCCAAAUAUUUUCAAGAUGUCCCUAAAAAAAUGAUUUUUCAAAGACACCUGAAAACCAAUCGAGCAGUAUUUACCACAAAUGUUUCAUAAUUUCUUUUGAGCCAAAGUACAAAAUCACAUUUUCAAUCAAAAGCUAACGACUUAAAGGCGACGUAACGAUGUUUUUGUUUCUGCUGUAUUGUUGUUGUUGUUUACUUCCCCCAGACCGUUUCUUUUUUAGGACUUUUCAUCAUUUAUUUUAAUAAAGAUUUAUAAAAGAUAGGAAAAAAAAGUCCCUUCACAAUGUUUCAUGAACAAAUUAAAAUGUUCUUAAUUCUCUUCUAAGUGUCAGAAAAUAAAUUCGAUCAACAUUGGAAUUUAUUUUGGUGCUUUUAAUGUAAAUAAAGUGUCAGGAUGCAUUUUUAAAAGCAUGCAAAUAGACUUGUAUUAAAGGUCAAAAAGAGAUGAUUUAUGGGCCUUUUGAUGUUUUUUCGUUAAUGGCACAAAUUGUCUCGUCAUAGUUCACCAAAGAAAAAUGUUUGCAUGCAUUUUUUUCUUUCAACUGGAACUGAACUUCAUCCUGAUGAAGCACGGGAACCAGGAACUUUGGUUCACGACCAUUUCAGUGAUUAAUUGUGUGUUUUUUCUUAGAUUUAAACUUGUUUAAGUUCGACAGUAUUUCACUUUUUAUCGUUUGGUUUCAUUCAGUGUUCCUUUUAAUUUAUGCUUCUUUUUUUAUUUGUAGCCGUUUUUUUAAUCAAAAAGUACCAUUUUGAUGAAUGUCGCUGGGAGCGAAGCUUUGGACACUUUCUCCUCACUGCAGAAUAAAAACUGAUUUAAUGACUUUA